ACCAUCUUCCUUGACACAUAGGUAGUGGUGAAACUAGUCCUGCCCUAGCACCGUUCCUUGUUCUAGGCGCGCGAAAGACCCACCACGACCAUGGACGGCGAGGCUAACCCGCUCGACCAGUAUGAGCCGGUCGAGGAUGAGGUCGUGGAGGAAGAGGAGGAGGGCGAGGACCUCAUGGAGAACAUGGAAAGGGAUUACCAGCCGCAGCCCCACCUUGAUAAUUACGACCCUGAAGGCUUGGACGAUGAGGAGGUUGAGGAUGGUGUUGAGGACGCGGUCGCGGCUCGGCUGGCUGCCGAGGAGGAGCUAAAUCGCCGUGACGCCCAGAAGAUGCGGCCUCGCCGCACCCUGCCCGACUUCAUGCUUGCUGAAGACGAUGACGAUCCCCGGGAGGAUUUUAACCGCCGCCGCAAGCGUCGCCAAUCCAUCGACGUUGCGCCUUCGGAAACCGCGGACAUUCCCCUAGACCUAGAUAUUGAGGAGGUCAAGGGCCGCCUGACGGAGUGGAUUGCGCAGGAGCAGGUGGCUGCGGAGAUCAAGCGCCGCUUCCGGCACUUCCUGCGCAACUACCCCAACGAUAACCCCAACGGCCAGCAGCAGCAGUCGGUCGGACGGCAACCGGAGCUUUACAUGGAUCGCAUCCGAGCCAUGUGCAAGGACAACAAGCGCUCCCUGGAGCUCGAGUACAGCCACUGGGCGGAGUUCCAGCCCACCCUCAGCAUCUGGGUGGCGGAUGCGCCCCGGCAGAUGCUCGAGUACCUGGACGAGGCGGCCACGGAGGUGGUUGAGAAGGUGUUUAGCGACCAGUUCUUCGACAUGUGGCGGGCGUACGGCGAGGAGUACCGGGUGCACGUGCGCCUCGUGGGGCUGCCCAUCAGCGACAGCCUGCGCGAUCUCCGCAACUACCACCUCAACUGCCUGGUCCGCGUGUCGGGUGUGGUCACCCGCCGCACGGGCGUGUUCCCGCAGCUGCGGCUCAUCAAGUACGACUGUGCGAAGUGCGGCCACGUGCUGGGGCCCUUUGCCAUGCACACGGAGACGGAGGUGCGGCCGCACAACUGCCCGGCUUGCAGCUCCAAGGGGCCCUUCAUGGUGAACAGCUCCGAGACCGUGUACCGGGACUAUCAGAAGCUGACGCUGCAGGAGAGCCCCGGCUCCGUGCCCGCGGGCCGCCUGCCGCGCCACAAGGAGGUCAUCCUCACGCACGAUCUGAUUGACUGCGCGCGGCCGGGAGAGGAGAUCGAGGUCACGGGUUUGUACGUGUACGGCUACGACGCCUCGCUCAACGUGAAGAACUCCUUCCCGGUGUUUUCGACCCACAUCGAGGCCAACUUUGUGUCCAAGCGGGAGGACAUCUACUCGCUGCAUGCACUCACGGACGAUGAUAAGGCCCGGGUGCUGGAGCUCAGUCGCGACCCGCGCAUCGGCGAGCGCAUCAUCAAGUCCAUCGCGCCCUCCAUCUACGGCCAUGAGUUCAUCAAGACCGCUCUCGCGCUCUCCCUCAUGGGUGGCGUGGAGAAGAGCCCCUCGCCCGCGCACCGCCUGCGUGGCGACAUCAACGUGCUCCUGCUGGGAGACCCCGGUGUCGCCAAGUCGCAGUUCCUCAAGUACAUUGAGAAGACGGCCCCGCGCGCGGUGUACACCACGGGCAAGGGCGCCAGUGCGGUCGGUCUGACGGCUGCCGUACAGCGGGAUCCGAUUACCAAGGAGUGGACGCUGGAGGGCGGGGCGCUGGUGCUGGCGGACAAGGGCGUGUGCCUGAUUGAUGAGUUUGACAAGAUGAACGAUCAGGACCGUGUUUCCAUCCACGAGGCGAUGGAGCAGCAGUCCAUCUCCAUCUCCAAGGCGGGUAUUGUCACGCAGCUGCAGGCCCGCUGCGCCGUCAUGGCUGCGGCCAACCCGAUUGGCGGCCGCUACGACCCCUCGCGCACCCUGGCGGAGAACGUGGAGCUGUCUGACCCCAUUCUGUCACGUUUUGACGUGCUGGCGGUGGUUCGUGACAUUGUGGACCCGGUCAACGAUGAGAAGCUCGCGCAGUUUGUUGUGGGCAACCACAUCGCCUCGCACCCCAUCAAGCAGCAGCGCGACCAGGAGGCGCGGGAGGCGGGGCUGGCGCCGCAGCAGCACGAGGAGGCGUCCAACCCGGUGGACCCCGACGUGCUGCCGCAGGAGCUGCUCCGAAAGUACGUCACCUACGCCAAGCAGCACUGCCGACCCACCCUGCAGCAGGCGGACUAUGACCGCAUCCUGCGCCUCUACGCGGCGCUGCGUCAGGAGGCGGCCGUCACACACGGCAUGCCCGUUGCGGUCCGCCACCUGGAGAGUGUGGUGCGCAUGUCGGAGGCGUCUGCGCGCAUGCACCUGCGGGAGUAUGUGGCGGACUACGACAUCAACGUGGCCAUCAAGAUGAUGGUUCGCUCCUUUAUCGGCAGCCAGAAGUUCACGGUGCAGCAGACCCUGGAGCGCAAGUUCUCUCGCUACCUCACGCUGCCCCAGGACUACCACGCGCUGCUCAUCAGUCUGCUGCGCCAGGCGCUGCGGGGGGUGCAGCGGGAGCAGGCGAUGCUGGGCGGGCAGGCGGACACGCAGCUCAAGAUCAGCGCAAGGGUUCUGGAGGACAAGGCCCGGGAGCACGAGAUCGCGGACCUCUCCUCGCUCUACUCGUCCAACAUGUUCCGCAACUGCGGCUUCACGUACGACCGCACCGCCAACGUCAUCACCUACACCUCCACUUGAGAGGCUGAAGCGGCUGGCGGGAGGGAGGGAGGGGGCUCGAGGUCUGGAUUGGGGUCCCGAUGGUUGCUGGUGGCGUAAUCCGGUAGCCAUGCGUGGGGGAUUCCACCGUGGGGCUCACCGUGCAGCCAUUUCGCAUGGCAGUGGGUGAUGUGGGGAUGACGAGGUCGGGCGAGAAUGGUCUAGGAGGGGAAAGGAGUCGCUGUACUCUUGAGGGCUUGGUGAGAAGGCAUCUUUCCUUCAGUAGGAUUUGUUGGGACAUGUGGGGGCGUAGGUGGCUUGCUUGGGCCGAAGCUGCGUUGGUUGGGCGUGUUGAUAGCAGAUUACAACUACAAGCUAUGUGCCGUGGUGUUGCCUGUUUAGGAUGCAGGGAUAGACAGAUGCUUGGUCGGAGGUCCCCUGGGGGUACGCUAGGCUCUUAGGAUUGCUAUAGGCAGAUUCCAGUAGCAUGCAGCAGUCGCUUCCCAGGCGGUGAAUGAUGAGAGGAGGCGGGGGCGAUGCCAGCGUACUUGGGUUAAAGAAACGCUACCGUAGUUAGCAAUGGUAGAACUCAGCAUGUGCAGCUGGGCCGUCCCUUGCGAGGUUCUCAGGUCCAGGAUUUGUGAGGAGGAUAGAUAGGUAGUCUUAAGGGUCUAGACAGAUGCAGCCGCUGCCUCGAACACAACGGUGUACUGCAGGACAUGGGUCGUCCUGUCCUAUCGCAGAGUUGACGCUCGGAAGGAGGUUACUGUGUUGGCGCCAUCGUGCCACACCGCCUCCAACAUCACAUGCUGCUGCAAGCAGUUUGUAAAGCAGGUGACACGUGGG
This is a messenger RNA of Astrephomene gubernaculifera, 3540 nucleotides long. Lineage: Eukaryota; Viridiplantae; Chlorophyta; Chlorophyceae; Chlamydomonadales; Astrephomenaceae. The record is from the annotation of a GenBank genome assembly.